Molecule: messenger RNA, 1155 nt
Organism: Ascochyta rabiei
Lineage: Eukaryota; Fungi; Ascomycota; Dothideomycetes; Pleosporales; Didymellaceae
Exons: 4
Coding region: 1-1155 (384 amino acids)
Source: RefSeq, a predicted model, not a curated record
AUGGAGACAUCGGUCGAUCCUGACGUGAGGAUCAUCACCCCAGAUGGACUACCAUUAACUAUCAUCGUUAUCACAUGCAUAUUCCUCGGCCUGUCGAUUGUGUCGGUAUCCUUAAGGGUCUAUGUUCGCCUUGUGAAAGGCACCUUUGGCCUCGAUGAUGCUUUCAUGGCAAGUGGAGUUGUCACCUACAUUGCAUUUGUUGGACUGUCAAUAUACGGAUGCCUUGUAGGUCUUGGAAGACUGGAAAAACAUCUCAAUGCAUGGCAAUACUCCGAAGCCUUGAAAUACUACAUUAUCUGGAUUCUGAUGUACGUUGUCGGCCUGGCGAUGGUGAAGUCAUCCAUUUGCAUUACUAUACAACGUAUUGCCUCCACGAGAAGGGCCCUCGUCUACACUGUCUGGGUCUUGCUUGCUGUAACAUGGGCAUCUUUCCUAGUUACCUUCCUCGGGACAUUGCUAUACUGCCGACCGGUGCGCGCAAUCUGGACGCCAGCGUUGGUUCUUAGCGGUGAGGGAACAUGCCUGCCUGUGGAUACCUUCAUCAUCAUUGGCCAUGUUUCUACGGUGUCUACUAUUGCCACGGAUUUGGCGCUGGUCGUAGUGCCUGCAGUCAUGUUGUGGAACACGCAAAUGAAAAGAAAAGCGAAAUUUCAGGCCUUCACAUUGUUGUCGUUCGCAUCCAUUGCAUCAGUCAUCACCAUGGUUCGCAUCCCAUACGUCAACAAAUUCGAAGGAAGGACAGACCUCCAGUUCUGGGUCGCACACACCAUGCUUUACUCCAACAUAGAAACCGGCAUCGGCUGCAUCGCAUCCUCAGUCCCUUCACUACGACAUUUUUUUCGCCGCAACGACGACGGAAGCUCUGGUCCCAGCAACAAGAGGAGCGGCACGGGCACCCAAUUGAUAACAGUUGGUGGAUCAAACCAGCAAAGAAAAUUGCGUGAUAGCUUUCGCAAUCCUACGGACAUUGGAUUCAGUCUAUCGACGGUUCAUCACGGAAGAGCAGAGGACAACUGGGAGCGUUUGGAUGGAGACUCGGACAAGAGUGAUGCCCCGACUGAUCCGAAGAGAAUAUACGCCGAGCGUAGUUAUGCGGUUGAUGUCGAGUCGGACUCGGAGGCAAGAAGAGCCAGGUAUGGCUGCUCUUCAGGGUAA